CCGAUACCACAUGAGUUGUGGCAUUUUGAAACUACGUUGAAAUCGAUGGUAUUCGGUGACGCCACUUGGCCGGCUGAUCAAGGUCGAUCUUCACUCUUCAGUUCACCUAAAAUUGUCAAUGUUCGAAUCGAUCAGAAACGUACUACAAAACACAUCUGCUAGCUGCUCUUUGGUUAUUGGAAUGAUUGGCUCCUUCCCCGCAAGUUGACCAAUGGGUUAGGUCUCUCUCUCUCUCCUUUCCUCGAAUACGUUAAUGGAUGGAAUAAUUCCCCCCCGUUGUUGGGUCGUUGGGAUAUGAAUUAAAUAAGACCGUGAUCUGCAGAAACAAGAAGAAAGUAAUAGUUUACGACCCGAUGAUCUCCAUUCUUCGCCAAUAUAUAUUUGCUUAUUUGUCACUGGCAAGUGGCAACAGCUCUCAGAUCAGUCCUUUGAAACAGGUCCGACUUCAUGGAAAUGCUUUCGAUUCUUGUUAUUGCGUUGAGCAGCUGUGUCCUGCUCCAUUGCCAUGAAGCCGUUGAAGGUUCCCGCUACCCAGAAACUGGGAACUCGGAAUGCCGCAUUCUGGAGCAACAGCAGCCGUAUCUGCCCUCUUUCCACUUCAGACCUCCCCAAAAUUGGCUCAAUGAUCCUAAUGAUGCAUUUGCUUCUGCUGCUGCUGCUGCAGGUCCAAUGUGGUAUAAUGGGAUGUACCAUUUGUUCUAUCAGUACAACCCAGAAGGUCCGUUGUUUGGUGACAAGAUGGUAUGGGCACAUUCAGUUUCCCGUGACAUGAUUCAUUGGGUCGACCUCGAUCUCGCCCUAACCCCAACCGAGCCAUUCGACAUGAAGAGCUGUUGGUCCGGUUCGAUCACCAUUCUUCCGGGGAACAUACCCAUGAUUCUGUACACCGGCAUUGAUUCCAAUGGUGUUCAGGUUCAGAACCUGGCAUUCCCCAAGAACCUCUCCGACCCGCUCCUGGAGCAAUGGGAGAAAUCGACACGAAAUCCCAUCAUGACCCCUCCCCAGGGCGUUCCAGGGGACUUCUUUAGAGAUCCAACCACUGCUUGGCGGGAUCCUGGUCCUGAUGGGAAGUGGAAUGUGAUUGUUGGUGGCCUGAUAAAAAAUGAAGGGAUGGCAAUACUGUAUCAGAGUGAGGAUUUUGUUAGCUGGACAAAAGUUGAGCACCCACUCUAUUCAUCCCCGGGGACUGGGAUGUGGGAAUGUCCUGAUUUUUUCCCUGUGUCUCUUAAUAGUAGCAACGGGGUUGAUACGUCGGUUGUAGAUCCCAGCGUUAAGCAUGUGUUGAAGAUCAGCUCGUUCAGUAAUGUGCAUGAUUACUAUGUGUUAGGCUCGUAUGCUCCUAAAACUAGUAAAUAUGUUCCAGACAAUGAAUACACAGGUAGUAGUACAGAUUUGAGGUAUGACUAUGGGAAGUUUUAUGCUUCAAAGACUUUCUUUGAUCAACCAAAGAGCAGGAGAAUCCUAUGGGGAUGGGCGAAUGAGUCCGACACCAUGGAAGAUGACCUUGCCAAGGGAUGGGCUGGAGUUCAGGCAAUACCAAGGGAAAUAUGGCUUCACAGUAGUGGAAAGCAACUAGUCCAGUGGCCAGUCGAAGAAUUGAACAAAUUACGCGGCCAACAUGUACAAGUCUUGGAUGAAAAGCUGCAUAGUGGAUCAGUAUUUGAAGUUGAAGGCAUCACUGCUUCACAGGCAGAUAUAGAGAUUGAGUUUGAAUUGCACAGCCUAGAAGAGUCAGCUGAGGUCUUGGAUACUACUGGGACCGAUCCCCAACAACUUUGUAGUGACUCAAAUGCAUCGGUUAGAGGCGGAGUUGGUCCAUUUGGGUUGCUGGCUUUAGCAACAAAGGAACUGACUGAGCACACUGCAAUCUUCUUUAUGAUAUUCAAAGGCAGUAAUGGAUUCGUGGUGCUCAUGUGCAGUGAUCAAAGAAGGUCUUCUCUGAGGGACGGUUUGGACAAAACCCCUUACGGAGCUUUUCUGGACAUUGAUCCUCAACACGAAAAGAUUGCAUUGCGAACACUGAUUGAUCACUCUAUUGUUGAGAGCUUUGGUGGGGGAGGGAAGACUUGUAUCAGCAGCAGGGUGUAUCCUAAGCUGGCCAUUAACUCAGAAGCUCGACUCUUUGUGUUCAACAAUGGGACACUAGAUGUAGCAAUCUCAAGCUUGAAUGCUUGGAGCAUGAACACUGCCCAAAAGAAUCGGCCCACACAGAGUUACGCGCUGCUGGACUGAUGAUCGCAAUACGCAUCAAAUCGUGGGAGCUGGGAAACCUCCAGUAAUAUCCAUCAGCAUUUGCCACUUUGAGUUCAUAACAUAAAGGAAAUUGUUGAUGUCAAAUUUGAUGAUUGUUGUAAGGGAUUUAUGAGUGUCUACAUACUUGCUGGUUGGAAGGGAUCUAUUCAUUCCAAGUCUAGACACAUUUUCAUUGUCUCUGCAUGGGAAAGUGCAAUAAUGAUGCUCCACCAUAACCUCCAUUUGCUGUUACCUGAAUCCAGAAUGAACAAAAGGGAUCUGAAUGCAUCAGAAGAAGCACGACCGAAUUGAAUAUUCUCUUCCUUAACCCUAAUUUCCUCCUAAGCCACAUUCAUUCAUCACUCUAUAAAUAAUGAUGCUCCAUCUUCUCCUCCUCAACCCUAACGCAAUC
Linum tenue is the source of this 2644-nucleotide messenger RNA. Lineage: Eukaryota; Viridiplantae; Streptophyta; Magnoliopsida; Malpighiales; Linaceae. The record is from the annotation of a GenBank genome assembly.